Molecule: messenger RNA, 3497 nt
Organism: Megalopta genalis
Lineage: Eukaryota; Metazoa; Arthropoda; Insecta; Hymenoptera; Halictidae
Gene: Setd3
Product: SET domain containing 3
Biological process (GO): actin modification; peptidyl-lysine monomethylation; peptidyl-lysine trimethylation
Molecular function (GO): protein-lysine N-methyltransferase activity; protein binding; protein-L-histidine N-tele-methyltransferase activity
Source: RefSeq, a predicted model, not a curated record
GAACGCAUGAAUUUGUCCCAAACUCUCCGAUGAAAACAUUGUUGAAAAAUGACUUUGACGAGGGGGUUUAGGGUAAUUGCGAAAGUAGGUGACCCCUGAUAGAAAUUGAAAAUCAAUAAAGUGCAGUAGAGUCAAUAGUAUACAGGGAAGGAAGGUAGCUCCACUUCUGUCGUUUCGAGGUUAUGUCGGUCGAGACGCAGAAAGCGCAGAGCGUCAAACGUUCUAUUUUCGUUUCGGUGAAGUGUUUAUUCUUGCUGGUCGCAGGCGCGCGUCACACAUUAUAAUGCAUCUAAAUGUGAGAAGAAGUCACGAAAGUGCCGUGAGAUAGUACAAACAUGGGCAGAAGAAAAUCUCACGCAUCAUCCAAAAGUAAACACGUUCCAAGUCAAAGGCAAUUAUCUUCACCGAAAAGGAACGAAUUAAAUGCCUUGUGUGAAAAGUUGUUUCAUCUUAGCAGUAAUUCAGCUUACGUGACACAGCUAUGGGACAACUAUAUAGAAAUAUCAUCAGUUUUGGAGAAGGUUAAAAGGUUGGAGGAGAUGAAGACAGAGUCAUUGAAGCGGUCCAAUGGCAUCGGACAAUUUAUGAAUUGGCUCAAAGAGAAUGGGGCUAGCAUCGAUGGAGCAAGCGUGGCUGAAUUUCCAGGAUAUGAUUUAGGAUUGAAAGCGGAACGCAACUUCCUGGAAAAUGAGUUGAUUUUAAGAAUACCGAGGGAACUUAUCUUCAGUAUACACAACGUGGCGCCGGAGUUAGCUUGUCUCCAAAAUGAUCCAUUGAUACAGCAUAUGCCACAGGUGGCUUUGGCAAUCGCGCUUCUGAUCGAAAGACAUAAAGAGAGCUCUAAAUGGAAACCUUAUUUGGAAAUCCUUCCAACAAGUUACACCACUGUGCUAUAUAUGACAGCUGCCGAGAUGAUCGAACUUAAAGGCAGCCCUACAUUAGAGGCUGCCUUGAAGCAAUGUAGAAAUAUUGCAAGACAGUAUUCCUAUUUUAGUAAAGUAUUUCAAAGUAACAAUAACGCUGUGUCUGCUAUACUCAGGGAUGUUUUUACAUACGAAAGAUACUGCUGGGCAGUUUCUACGAUCAUGACGAGGCAGAACCUAAUUCCGAGCGAGGACGGCUCACGCAUGAUCCACGCUUUGAUCCCGAUGUGGGACAUGUGCAAUCAUGUGAACGGAAGAAUCACCACCGAUUUCAAUGCGACGACCAACUGCUGCGAGUGUUACGCUCUGAGGAACUUCAAGAAAGGAGAGCAAAUAUUCAUUAGCUACGGGCCUAGAACGAAUUCCGACUUCUUCGUUCACUCCGGAUUCGUUUAUAUGGACAACAAAGAAGAUGGUUUUAAACUUCGUCUGGGGAUCAGCAAAGCCGAUUCCCUGCAAAGGGAGCGUAUCGAGUUAUUGAACAAGCUGGACCUACCAUCGAUGAGCGAGUUCCUGUUGAAGCCAGGAACAGAGCCAAUCUCGGAUCUGUUACUGGCAUUCCUCAGGGUGUUCAGCAUGCGUAAACAGGAACUGACGCAUUGGCUCCGCUCGGACCGGGUCAACGAUUUGAAGCACAUGGACUGCGCUCUAGAGACAGUCGUCGAGGAGAACGUCAGGAAAUUUCUGCUUACCAGGCUGCAGCUCCUAAUUGCUAAUUACCCGACGACUCUGAAGGAAGAUCUGCAAUUACUCGAGACAUCGUUACCGCAAAUUAAGAAGUUAGCCAUCCAGCUGAGAGUAACAGAGAAGAAGAUUCUCUUAGCCGCUCUCGAGUACGUGGAACAGUGGAUCAAGGCUUAAGGGGAAACCAGAAACGAAUCUCAUCGCACUGAAACGAAAAAAAACAAACAAAAAACAAGUCAUUCUUUUCUCGAUGUUAAACGGUUUUUUCUAACGGCAUUACUAACCCGAUGUUUGCUUCUUAACUAUUCUUGGUUCACCUCCGGAUGGGACACGUAUUUAAUUACUACAUAUGUAAGCGGCGAAUGCCUAAAUCUAUUCGAAUUCUCGCCAGUAGAUUGCGGAUUUUUAUACCUUUAUUGUUGUACAUGCAAAUCCAUGCAAUUAUAUUUAUAGUAUUUUUAUUUUUACCAAGGAGUCUCGUCGCCGAAAGACGUAUUUUUAGUUCUUAUUGUUUUUUUCACAUGAUAUUAAAAAGUACUAUAAAUAUUGCGACAAUGAUAAAAAUUUCCAUUCAAAAUGGUGAUUCGCACGGGGAUCCGUAAUCUACUCGUCAGUUUUUUCUAGAAAUAUUAUCGAGCUUACUUCUCUAAGACACACAUCGAGUCUAUCACCUAAUAUAAAUAACUAACACAUAAGUUAACCGGCAGAAGACGGGACGUUGAAAAUAGUGUUUAAAACGCUGGGUCGAAAGGGACCCCACCAUCCGUCGGUUGAGAAGCAAACAGUAAUCCCCAAUCCGAUUGUGUCGUUACUUCUUUUGUAUUUAUUCGUGUGGUAAUGGCUGCGGGUCAGCGAGUCACUAACCAUUGCCGAAUUCCGGCCGUAAUCAAUGAUCUAAUUAAUAUAUGGAUGUAUCUCAAUAUUUUAUUUUCCAUGAUGCUAUUUACACUUGCAGAAUAAACUUGAUACGGCUAAUGUAGAUAACGUGAUAUAUAACGACGUGUAAUAUUCUACUAUUAACUAAACGACAACAUCGAAUAAAUCUUUUCUUCGAGAUUUUGACAAAUUCUUUGACACAGUGACGUCAACUUCAUUCUCGUGGGUAACCAGCACCAUGGAGAUAAAAUGAUUUUUGUGAAUCUGAAUUUAUACAUAUAAAUAAUAUGAAUGGUCCGUUGUAUAGUACCUGGCAAAACCUUAACAACGCGGUCAUACGUAAUCCUUUGAAGAUUAAUUUCUCUUUAGCAUUUACUAUAUUAUUUAUUGAAGGGUAUGAUAUGCCCUUGAACGUCAUUCUUAUUGAAGAGUCAGCAUGAUCAAGUUAUUUAGUUUUAUCAGGUAUCUCGUAUAUGAAACAAUACGGAGCCGUAAAUGACAAACGGAAAUGGGAGCAACGGUGUGAAAAACAUUGAAGCCUACGUGGACCUUCGAAUGAUUCUAUAUAUGUGUACGUGUAUUAACAACAACCAUACAAUGCAAUGUCAAGUAACUGCAUGUUUCAAGAUAUUUUUGCUCUUGUUGUCGAGAAAUAAGAACUUGUAUGAAAAUAUUAGCAGUUCCGAUCGAUAUUGAUCGGAUCGUAUACUAACAAAGUUCUAACUUCGUGAUUUCAAGAACUUAACAGGCGCAACAUACUCUUAUUUCAGCUUUGAUAAGAAAUUGACAAAAAAAAAGAUGAAAAAAAAUGAACAUGUACAAAUAAAAUGUUACUACUCAUGGAUAUUUAUUUUUCACAGAGGAUAGUUAAGAGAUCUAAUUCUUUAUGCGAGCUAUUGUGCGUAUUACACAGACCUACCGAUGAUCAGACUUACGAAUGAUUGUAACCCGUAAGAUUUACCGAUGUAUUUAUGAAAUUCUACCAGUACUCAUAAAACUAAUACGAACAGCGAA